AUGUUCUGGUGGAUUGGAGUGUACGCGGUGUUUUUGUGGUGCUACAAUGGAUUUCUGGAGUCCCUGUUGGGAAUCAUUUGGGGUUCGCUGAAGAACCUACUUAUUCGGGAGCGAUUCCCACAGAAAUAUGGGAAAUGGGCUGUGAUAACCGGAGCAACGGACGGCAUCGGUCGACAGUACGCUGAACAACUGGCUCGCAAGGGCAUGAACAUCAUGCUCCUUUCUAGAACUGAACACAAGCUGAUCGCAGUAGCCGCUGAAAUCGAACGCAAGUACGGCGUCCAAACCAAGUGGCUCGCUGUUGACUUUUCCAAAGGUCUCGAAAUCUACAAACCCCUCCGCGAGCAGCUUGCUUCGAUCGAGGUCGGCAUGCUUGUCAACAACGUGGGCCAUCUGCCGCCACCGUCACAGACGUUCGACGAAAACUCCGACCAAGAUGUAACCGCCACGAUCAAUCUGAACAUCGUUGCGACCACCACGAUGAUCCGGAUCGUACUCCCGGGAAUGCUACGGCGUCACAAAGGGAUCAUCAUCAACGUUUCGUCCUCGGCCGGGUACCACCCUGGCCCAGGCAUGACCAUCUACGCCGCGUCCAAAGCCUACACGACCAGUCUCGGGCUGGGACUGGCCCAUGAACUGCACGGAACGGGCGUCCAAUGCCAAACCGUUGCACCGUUCGUGGUGCUGACCAACCGGUCGCAGGACUUUGCCAAGCUACUGCCACGGUUUAUGGCCGUGCUCGACGUGGAACGGUUCGUGCGGUCGGCGGUGUUCACCAUCGGCAAGACGGCGCACACGUGCGGUCACUGGCUGCAUCCGGUGCAGAUAUUUCAUAUAAACUUGCUGCCGCAAAGCGUAAUGGCGCUAAGUGUCGGAGUGCUGCUGAAGCGACUCAGAAGUGUUUUGUUAAAACAAUAA
Culex quinquefasciatus (southern house mosquito) is the source of this 918-nucleotide messenger RNA. RefSeq names its product inactive hydroxysteroid dehydrogenase-like protein 1. Gene Ontology annotation, molecular function: oxidoreductase activity. The record is from RefSeq and is a predicted model, not a curated record. NCBI's taxonomy places the organism in Eukaryota, Metazoa, Arthropoda, Insecta, Diptera, Culicidae. Bases 1 to 918 code for a protein of 305 amino acids. Gene Ontology annotation, cellular component: endoplasmic reticulum. The transcript has a single exon.